Molecule: messenger RNA, 1536 nt
Organism: Trifolium pratense (red clover)
Lineage: Eukaryota; Viridiplantae; Streptophyta; Magnoliopsida; Fabales; Fabaceae
Exons: 10
Coding region: 322-1227 (301 amino acids)
Biological process (GO): lipid metabolic process
Cellular component (GO): membrane
Molecular function (GO): oxidoreductase activity, acting on the CH-CH group of donors
Source: RefSeq, a predicted model, not a curated record
UUUUUUGUUUAUAAGAGGAAAGAAAUUUAGGGUGGCUGGCAGAAGUUUCCAGUUUGAUUAAACAAAACGACUGACUGACUGGUCGUGUGGUGUUGUGCAGUCUAUCGUCUUCCAAUCUCAACCGCACAUUCAUUUAUUUAUGACAUAUAGCAAGAAAGCAAAACCAAAAGACUCUCUUCUUCUUCUUCUUCUUCUUCUUCUUCUUUUUCCAUUUUUUCAAUUUGUAUUCGAUUCUAUAUAAUAAUACACAAUUUGAUAACUAGAUUUCUUGAUAAAGCUAACUGCAAACUGCAAAGUAAGAAAGCAAAGAAUAAUAAUAAUAUGGGCACUGUGAUUGACUCUCAUUUCUUAGCCCUCACUGCCAUAGUCACCAUUGCAUAUCAGCUUCUGUUUUUCAUCAUCACUGCACUCCUCAAAUUCGAUAAGGUCACUGAUUUUGCUGGAAGUACAAAUUUCGUUAUAAUCGCUAUAUUGACCUUAGUGCUCAAAGCCUCUUAUCACUUUCGACAGGUAAUCCUCACUCUCUUUGUGGUAUUAUGGGGUCUCCGCCUUGCCUUUUUUCUCUUACUCAGGAUUUUACAAUGGGGCGAGGAUAGACGCUUUGAUCAAAUGCGCAAUAAUUUGCCUAAAUUGGCCGUCUUCUGGACAUUUCAGGCUGUCUGGGUUUGGGCCGUCAGUUUACCUGUUACCGUGGUUAAUGCAACCAAUAAAAAUCCUUUUCUACAGGCUGUCGAUUUAAUAGGGUGGCUUAUGUGGGCUGUUGGUUUUAUGAUUGAAGCUGCGGCAGAUCAACAAAAAUUGAGUUUCAAAAAGUCCUCCGAAAAUAGAGGGAAGUGGUGCAAUGCUGGACUUUGGAAAUAUUCUCGCCAUCCUAACUAUUUUGGCGAGAUAUUGCUUUGGUGGGGAAUUUUUGUGGCAUCUACGCCUAUACUCGACAAAGCUGAAUGGCUGGUAAUCAUUGGACCAAUCUUUCUAACACUGCUGCUUCUUUUCAUCAGUGGCAUUCCACUGCUUGAGGAAUCAGCAGAUAAGAAGUUUGGCAACGUGGAUGGAUAUAGGGUAUACAAACAAAGAACCAGCCCUUUAAUCCCAUUGCCACCACCAAUCUAUGGAAAGUUACCUGCAUGGUUCAAAUCAGUUUUUCUCUUUGAAUUUCCACUCUACAAUCGUAAUUUGCCACAAGAAGAACAAAACUGGUGUAGAACAAGCAGUGGGAAAAAUCAGUGAUGCCUCGAAAAUUGGGUAGCACGCCGUUCUCUUGCAUCACACUAAAGUUAGAGUCGCCAUCAUUGUCUGCUGCCGUUAGGGAUGAUCUUUGGGUUUUUUUUCAAGGGCUUGUAAUGUUGCAACUUGCAACUUUUCUUCUCGUUUUUAUCCCUUUAAUUUGGUUGUUCUCUUGUCUUUCAUUUAUACACAAGUACUAUUGUCUGUGCAGGUAGUAAUAGAUCAUUUUUUCUGUUAUCUUAAUUCUUCUACUGCAAUUAUCAUUUUGGACCUGCAUUGGCAGAUAUUUAACACAAAUGUUUCUCACGUGAA